Messenger RNA from Cyphellophora europaea CBS 101466, 1257 nucleotides. RefSeq lists its product as uncharacterized. Gene Ontology annotation, cellular component: Prp19 complex; U2-type catalytic step 2 spliceosome; U2-type catalytic step 1 spliceosome. Lineage: Eukaryota; Fungi; Ascomycota; Eurotiomycetes; Chaetothyriales; Cyphellophoraceae. The record is from RefSeq and is a predicted model, not a curated record. The coding region runs from base 1 to 1257 and encodes 418 amino acids. Gene Ontology annotation, molecular function: metal ion binding; pre-mRNA binding; U6 snRNA binding. The transcript has a single exon.
AUGGCAGAAGUCAUAGACGCGCGUACAGCGUUCACCGAGCGGCCCUCAUCGCCUUCACCCUCACGCAAACGCUCUGCCUCCCCACCUCCCACAGCCACCGAUCCUGAGACGGCCCUCACCACGAGCACACCCGCAGAAGAGACUGCAUCUUCGGAACCUCCCGCAAAGAAGACCAAAUUGAUCCGUCGAAAACGUCGCCCUGCCCGCCCGCAGAUCGAUCCUUCAGCCCUCAAAUCUACAUCUGGACCACCACCACAAACCGGUACCGUCUUCAACAUCUGGUACAAUAAAUGGGCAGGUGGCGAUCGAGAGGAUGCGGCGCUCUCCAAGACCGCCGCUAUUAGCCGUUGCCACAUCAAAGAAGACUCAGGCUGGACGGCGGCAGACAAGACCAGCGGGUCCUUCUUCUGUCUUUUCUUUGCGCGCGGCAUAUGUCCAAAGGGUCACGAGUGCACAUAUCUUCACCGUCUGCCCGGCAUGUUUGACCACUUCAACCCCAACAUCGAUUGCUUUGGGCGGGACAAGCACGCGGACUACCGCGACGACAUGGGUGGUGUAGGCAGUUUCACGCGGCAGAACCGGACCCUCUACGUCGGGCGCAUCCACGUCACAGACGACAUCGAGGAGGUGGUGGCACGGCACUUUGCCGAAUGGGGCGAGAUCGAACGUACACGCGUAUUGACGGGAAGAGGAGUGGCAUUCGUGACGUACUCCAACGAGACCAACGCGCAGUUUGCCAAAGAGGCCAUGGCGCACCAAGCACUCGACAACAACGAGAUCCUCAACGUGCGGUGGGCGACCGUCGAUCCCAACCCGCUGAGUCAAAAGCGGGAGGCGCAGCGCAUUGAAGAGCAGGCUGCCGAGGCCGUGCGGCGAGCACUAGGGGAGAAAGCCGUGCGACAAAUUGAAGGGCGGGAAAGCCGUGAAGAAAGAGAGCAGCGACGCCUAGAGAGCGGCUUCGGCCUGGAUGGCUACGAGGCGCCGGAGGAUAUCUGGUUCAACGCGCAGAAGGCCAGAGAGCUCGAAGGGGAGAGAUUGGGGGAGACUGGUCUACUAGAGGCGCCUCCUGCGCCCAACGCGAUGGACGGGGAGGGAGAGGCCACGAGGCAGGACGCGAGCAGUGGCUUCUUCGGCGCGAGCACGCUGGCAGCGCUGAAGGGGCGGAGUGGCACAGGUACUCCUACGCAGCAGCCCGCCAAACCUGCGGCACCGUCAGGACCUUUGGUAGGAUACGGCAGCGAUGAUGACGACGAUUGA